CAACAACGACCGAAGAUCAUUUUAACGGUAGUUAGCCAAUAACGUUACAAUUAAGAGAGAAUAUUCUACUGACUAGAGGACUAAACCGGAUAUGCGCGGGGGAAGUACUUCAUAACCGUUCUUACAUCCUCCUGGUACUUAGGCAGCUUGACUAGAGUGUAGUUAGCGAUGUCUUCGUCUACAGAGACUUGUGAUCAAAAUAUGAGGUCUGAAUCCUCCCCAGAGCCCCAGUAUAUGGAAGGUGCUGGUACCGUAGACUCCGAUGCCGAGUCUGGUGAUGAGCUAGGUGGUUAUUUGCUAUACAGGGAUAGAAAAGAGUGGGAGGAUGUCACACCAGUACCGCAAGACGAUGGUCCAAACCCUGUAGUUCAAAUUGCUUACUCCGAAAAAUUUCGAGAUGUCUUUGACUACUUUCGGGCAGUCCUGCAGCGGAAUGAGCAUAGUGAACGAGCGCUGAAGCUGACAGCUGAUGCCAUUGAGCUUAAUGCCGCAAACUAUACAGUGUGGUAUUUUCGUCGUGUCUUGCUACAGUCUUUGAAGAAGGACCUAACUGAAGAACUGGCAUACAUUACAGCAAUAAUCAAGGACCAGCCUAAGAAUUAUCAAGUAUGGCAUCACAGACAAAUGGUUGUAGAAUGGCUGAAGGAUGCCUCGGAAGAGCUUGAUUUUAUAGCUGAUAUUCUCAGCCAAGAUGCCAAAAACUACCAUGCUUGGCAGCACCGACAGUGGGUAAUCCGGGAAUUUAACCUAUGGGAUGGUGAACUGCAGUAUGUGGAUCAGCUACUAGAAGAUGAUGUACGAAACAACUCUGCCUGGAAUCAGCGACACUUUGUGAUCGCCAAUACUACAGGAUACAGCGAUCCAAAAGUACUAGACAGAGAAGUCCAGUAUACAUUGGAUAUGAUUGAAAAAGCUCCACACAACGAAAGUGCCUGGAAUUACCUAAAGGGAAUUUUGCGAGAAGAAGGUUUUUCUGCCUACCCUGGCCUACUGGAAAAGAUUUUGGAACUUCAGAAGACAAGAAGCUCUCCCUAUUUACUUGCCUUCCUUGUUGAUUUGUAUGAAGAUAUGUUGGAGAAUAACUGUAACAGCAAAGAAGAGAUGCUAAAUAAAGCACUGGAGUUAUGUGAUCUGCUUGCUAAAGAACAGGAUGCAAUAAGAAAAGAAUACUGGCGGUAUAUUGGAAGAUCUCUGAAGUGCAAAUUUGGUACUGAAGAAACUCAUGGUGGAGUUGCAGCAGAAUAAUCAAGACCAGAUCCAUUACAGAACAAAUGGAUUUUAGUGAAAAGUAAUGAAGUAACUAAAGCACCUGUAGUUGCUUUUGACUAAUACCAGCACUAAACUAAAUUCUCUGAGGUGUUUAAGGCAGAGCUUACCCAAUACACAGGAAAAUGCAUACAGUUGCUGUUCUUAUCUCCUGGAAUUGUGGAUGUAAAAAAAUCUGUUGAUCCCUAAAGCUUAAAUGUGCAGAAGAAGGUUAUUGACUGUGUCUGAAUUGGUUCACAUUGCUAAUGGAAGAACCUAUCCAUUACCUUAGAUCAGCAUAGCAGUGAGUAAAAGACUGUAUGAUGUUGCCCCCCUUAUAUACAUUGCAAAGAACAGCCUAGUGUAAAAUUAGCAGUUCCUCACAUUAUCUAGGGUAUGUAAAUAAUAAAGAAGUGAAUGUUUAUAACUUA
Molecule: messenger RNA, 1676 nt
Organism: Protopterus annectens (West African lungfish)
Lineage: Eukaryota; Metazoa; Chordata; Ceratodontiformes; Protopteridae
Gene: FNTA
Product: farnesyltransferase, CAAX box, alpha
Exons: 9
Coding region: 169-1245 (358 amino acids)
Biological process (GO): protein geranylgeranylation; protein farnesylation
Cellular component (GO): protein farnesyltransferase complex; cytoplasm; CAAX-protein geranylgeranyltransferase complex
Molecular function (GO): protein farnesyltransferase activity; CAAX-protein geranylgeranyltransferase activity
Source: RefSeq, a predicted model, not a curated record